Didymosphaeria variabile is the source of this 1353-nucleotide messenger RNA. RefSeq lists its product as uncharacterized. The transcript has 3 exons. The record is from RefSeq and is a predicted model, not a curated record. Gene Ontology annotation, molecular function: O-methyltransferase activity. The coding region runs from base 1 to 1353 and encodes 450 amino acids. NCBI's taxonomy places the organism in Eukaryota, Fungi, Ascomycota, Dothideomycetes, Pleosporales, Didymosphaeriaceae.
AUGGCAUCCUCGAACCUGAAGCCCACGCUCAGCGAGCUUGGGGCAAGAGUCAAAGAGUUAUCGGAGACACUGGAGCGACUUCUCAGGGAGAGCGAGGUCGAGGCGCCGACGUUGGCGGCGGAUAGUCCGCUCAACAUUGCGAAGUUUACGCCUGAGAUUUUUACCACGAAGCAAGCUUUGCAGGAUGCCUUGAAUGAUCUUUCCAUCGUUUCGCAGGGGCCGAGCGAGAGUGUGUUCAAUUAUGCGCAUAAUGCCGUCCCCGACAUGGCAUGUCUCAACAUCCUUAACCGCUUCAACUUCUGGUCCGCCAUCCCCUUAGAUGGCUCAGCCUCGAUGGCGUCCAUAGCAGAGCACGUCAAACUUCCUGAAGAAGCUGUCCAACGCGUGAUAGAGCACGCCGCCACAAUCCGCUUCUUCACCUAUGCCGAUCCCGCUCACCCCUCCACCUCGCCGAUACAACACACAUCUCGCUCCGCCGCCCUUGCACGCCUCCCUGGGCUUCGCGCGCUUGUCAGCGGUUGCAUUGAGAAUGUUGGACCAUCUAUGCUAGUCAUGCCGGAAGCGCUGGAGAAGUUUGCGUUGGGUAAGAAGGAGCUGCCCACGGACAUGAGUAAGACGGCAUUCAAGUUGGCUCAUAGCGGGGGUCAGGUGUUUGGUGAUUACACAGACAGCUGGCAGCUUCUAGAGAACGAUGGUGAGGGGGAGAAGAAGGGAUGGCGGCAGAGGACAUUCAUCGAAUGGAUGGCGUACAUUAAGGAUAUCUUUGGCACAGUGGAUCUGUUGCUGGGUGCUACGGACUGGGAGAAGGAAGGAAAGGCACACGUGGUGGAUAUCGGCGGUUCCGGCGGCCACGACGCCUUCGCCCUCGCAUCCGCCCACCCCAAUCUCACCAUCACAGUGGAAGACCUCCACGAAUGCGGCCCAAUUUUCUCCACCCAGGUCCCCUCCACCCUCUCUACCCGCGUCACCUUCCGCGAACACAAUUUCUUUGACCCUCAGACCGUCUCCGCAGACAUCUACCUCCUUAAGCUAAUCCUGCACGAUUGGCCGGACGCCGAGUCCAUCAAGAUCCUGCAGCAGCUGCGCCCCGCUUUGAAAUCCGGCGCUAAGAUCCUGUUCAUCGACUACAUGGGCAAGCAGGGUGAGAUUGAUCCAAAUUUGCCGAGGUCGAUUACGCAGUUUGGAACGAGCACUGAUUUGAGGAUGAUGGCUCUGUUUAACGCGAGAGAGCGGAGUUUGGAGGCAUGGAAGGGGAUUGUGGGCAAGGCGGAUCAGAGGUUUGAGAUCGUGAGGGUGGAGGCGAAUCCAUUGACGUAUAUGGUGGUCAUGGAGGUGGUUUGGCGUGGGCAGUAA